Messenger RNA from Penicillium riverlandense, 1284 nucleotides. RefSeq lists its product as uncharacterized. Gene Ontology annotation, molecular function: transmembrane transporter activity. The transcript is spliced from 7 exons. The record is from RefSeq and is a predicted model, not a curated record. Bases 1 to 1284 code for a protein of 427 amino acids. NCBI's taxonomy places the organism in Eukaryota, Fungi, Ascomycota, Eurotiomycetes, Eurotiales, Aspergillaceae. Gene Ontology annotation, biological process: transmembrane transport.
AUGGCCCUCAUUGUUGCUUCUGGUGUCAUUCCUGCCUUUGGACUCUUUGCAGAGGACUUGAACGUCUCAAUUCAGAAAGCAUCAUACCUAACAAGUGUUCAAAUUUUGGUGCUUGGAAUAUCACCCCUUAUCUGGAGACCUCUCUCUAGCAAGUAUGGGAGACGGCCAGUCUGGCUCAUAUCAACAGCACUUUCCGCUGUGUUCAAUGUCGGAUGUGCGUUGAGCCCGAACUUUGCAGUAAUGAUUGUCAUGCGUGUUCUGGCGGCAUUCUUCGUCUCACCUGCGAGCGCAAUCGGCAGUGGUGUUGUUACUGAGAUAUUCUUUGCUCGGGAGAGAGGCAAUAAGAUCGGGAUCUGGACGCUCAUGGUAACCCUUGGUAUACCUUUAGGGCCAUUCGUAAUGGGCUUCGUCGCUCAACAUGCCGGUUGGCAAUGGAUAUAUUGGAUUUAUACCAUUGUAAAUGGAGUUCAAUUCGUUGCGUUUUUCUUCUUUGGCGCCGAAACACGAUAUCUCCGCCGGGCGACAGACGAGAAUACUAAUUAUUCUUUUGUGAGAGAAUACUUGACUUUCAAAAGGAUUGACGCCGAGCCAUUCUCAUUCCGAGAAUUCUACCAGCCCAUUCUGUUGGCCAAAUAUGCUUCUAUUCUCAUUCCUACAAUUUGUUACAGCCACUCUUUCAACUUUACCAGCGUCUAUAUUACCGUCGAAAUCCCACAGAUCUUUGGUGAAAAGUUUCAGCUGAACCCACAACAGAUUGGCUUACAGUACAUUGCUAUGAUCAUCGGAUCUGUCCUUGGUGAGCAACUUGGUGGUCCCAUGAGUGACUACACUAUGAACCGUCGUAACAAAGCACUGGGCCAUCCUCCAAGUCAAGAAUACAGGCUUUGGUCUUCAUACUUUGGGUUUUGUGCAGUCAUUGCUGGCUUAGUAGUGUUCGGUGUGCAGCUUCAAUUGGCACCAGAAGGGCAUUGGAAUGUUACACCAGCCAUUGGCGUGGGCAUUUCGGCAUUUGGGAACCAAGUCAUUACUACUGUUCUGGUUACUUACGCCGUUGACUGCCACCGCGAACAUGCGGCCUCCAUCGGAGUAUUCGUGAACCUCAUCCGCUCUACAUGGGGAUUUAUUGGUGUCUUCUGGUUUUCACAAAUGUCUGCAACCUUGGGUUUGGGUGGAAGCGCAGGAUUGCAAGCGGGACUCGUCUUAGUCGUUUCAGUCCUCCCAAUAGUCUUCAUUCAAUGGGCAGGCGCUCGAUGGAGAAGGCAUGGAGAGCAGCAGAUGGAAUGA